Sinocyclocheilus rhinocerous is the source of this 4651-nucleotide messenger RNA. Its product is annotated as ELM2 and SANT domain-containing protein 1-like. Gene Ontology annotation, molecular function: transcription corepressor activity. The record is from RefSeq and is a predicted model, not a curated record. The transcript has 13 exons. Gene Ontology annotation, biological process: regulation of transcription by RNA polymerase II; negative regulation of DNA-templated transcription. Lineage: Eukaryota; Metazoa; Chordata; Actinopteri; Cypriniformes; Cyprinidae. The coding region runs from base 656 to 4000 and encodes 1114 amino acids. Gene Ontology annotation, cellular component: transcription regulator complex; histone deacetylase complex.
AUGUACGAGUGAACUACACUGUUUUGGGCGUUUUGAUUCGCAUGCGCGUGCAAUAAUAACGAAAUCGCGUGCAAUUGUUUGGAAAAACGCCACGCCAUUUUGUCAAAGAAGCCCUCCAUUUCCAUUUCUCGUUGGUUUCGUUUGCACAAGGAUCUACCUCUUGACUUGAAUAUUACUGGAGUGAGGUCAGCAUUGCAUGACUCAAUCGUGGAUAAGCAUACAGUCAUUUCUCUACUGUUGCAUUGGACCUUGCAGUUGUUCUUAGGGCGACCUGAAAACAAACGUAGAACAGAACAAGCACGGUUGUCUUCAAUGAAUGAGCAACAUGUUAAACUAAAGACUUCUCAACCCAGCUUGACAUCCCGGGAGCGGAAGAGUUGGCAGUGAAGAAAAAAGCAAAUGGACAUGUUUGAGCUACAUCGUACUGAAACUACUAUUUCUGAACAGGAGAUGCUGCAGUUUUUUCUUUUAAAGCUUACCUGCAUUCCUACCAUGCUGAGUAGGUUUGGAUGACCAUUAACUGUCAUUAAACCAAUCAAGGGUUCUUUGUCAAGGGCGAUACUCUAAGACUCUUCAUUAAAACUUUGUGUGGUUUGGGAAUUUGAACUCUUGUCUUCUUAACCUCCCACUCCACCACUCCCCAGAAUCUAUAUUCAUGAAAGGCAUGAGUUUGCAACCUCAACAGAAACCAAACGCAAAAAGAACGGGCAAGCGCAUCACUUUCUUUAGCGAUCAGGGUGUGGCGAUGAAAGAGGCCUCUCAGCAUACAGAGCCCUACUAUGGCAUUGGGGUCCCUCCCUCAGGGCCAGGCCAUAAUGACAGGGGAGGUGUGGAAAGCUUGAAUGCAGAAGCACCACAUACGUACCUCAAUUCUGUCAUUUUCAGCCCUGAGAAGAGUGAUCAAAGCCGUGGGCACUACCAACAGAUGAUGCCCAUGAAGUGGUCACACCAAGACCCACCUUUGCAGCUCCAACAGCGACCAAACAAUUGGUCACAGGGUAUGACUGCUUGGUCCCAGAACUUUGGCCCUUACCUGGGGGCUCAGGCUGCUUUUGCAAAGCAGAUGCAUGAGGGCAUGUCAGUACAGCAGCAGCAACCUGAGCCAUCAACUAUUAGGGCAACUGAAAAACAAGUGGCUAACAUAAGUGGAGAGACCUUUAGGGAUACGACCAAAUCUGGCAGAGGCAUGGACUGGGAACAGCAGCAGGCCUUUCAGCAAACACAAAAGCCUGGAAUGUUAAAUCCACAGCAGCACGGACAGUCCAACCCUGGGAAUUCUGUGCUGCAACCCUUUCAGUUAGCUUUCGGACAGCCCAAGCAGAACUUGGUAGCAGGAUACUAUCAGGUAGUUCAGGGAAAUCGGACCUUGCCGAAUUUGAAUUACAGUACACAGACGAAUUCCCAACUACAGCAGCAACUACAGCAACAUGAGCAACAGCAAAAGCUGCAGCGGCAAAUAAUGUUCCAACAGCGACAACAGCUGGAACAGCAGAUACGACAACAGGUGCAGCAGCAGCAGGUACUUCAGCGUCAAAAACAGCCACAACAGAUAUCACAAUCACAGUUGCAGCAACAAGCACGGCAGUUAAAACAUACUCAGCAACAGCAACCGCCACAACAACAUAUGCAACAAAUUCAACCGCAACAAGACUUGGUGCAGCAGCACCAAAAAUCUGAGCAGCCUCUUUUUCAGAACCAGAAUGUAUUGGAAAAUUACUCUGAUUGCCAGCAGCCACAUGCUUCUUCACUUGAUCAGCAUCAGCCCUCAUUACCAGGACAGUCCCAAGAGACAACUGAUCCACCGUCAACACAGACUCAAGACUCCAUUCCUCAGCCUCCCUCAACUAUUCCCCAGCAAUCCAUCGAGACCCAACAGCCUGGGCCCCGGAGAUCACGUCGGCUUUCAAAAGAGGGUGGAGGCCCUGCCUCGGAUAACCCAUUUGUCAUGCCGACUGAUCUCCACACCCAAGGCUCUCAGAAUGGUGCUUCUGAGACUAGUGCGGUGCAAGACAUCCGGGCCGCUCCAACAGGUGUAAUCCAGAGCACACGACGUAAGAGGAGGGUGUCGCAAGAGGUCAACCUGGAAACCUUGGCUCAGAAGGCUUCGGAAAGGGAAUCUCUUCCCUCACGUAGUAUCAAGCAAGAGCCACACAGGCCCUGGAGCCCCCCUGUUGCCCCAACAGGUCCAGGUCGAGGGGCAGCUGAGGUGGAUCAGGUGAGUGCCAAGCGGCCCAGAGAUGACAGCCUCAUGCCAUUGGUCAUUCCGGUCUCUGUGCCAGUGAAGCAGACUGAAUCCUUGUCCCCGGAUCACGAACAAGCCUCCCUCUCAGCUAGUUGGCCUUCACGGCCUUUGAGCACCCAUGACAUGAGCUGCUCUGAUUACAAGACUUCUGUGAUUGUCACUCGACGACGUUCAUUGAGGAACUCUCUGUCUGAGAGCACAGGCCAGGUGAGUUCACAAACUGGCCAAUCUUAUCAAAACAUUAAAGGGGUCGUUUCGCGACGUCCUCGUCCAGAACCGCUCUUUAUACCCCCACCCAAACUUGGAACUUUCAUUGCCCCACCAGUCUACUCCACUAUCACACCUUACCAGAGCCACUUACGUUCACCUGUCCGAUUGAUCGACAACCCCCUCAACAUGCCGCCUUACACUCCUCCGCCCAUCCUCAGCCCAGUUCGAGAGGGUUCGGGUCUUUACUUUUCCACCUUUCUGUCGGCCGCCGCUGCAGCCGCAGCGAAUAAUCAGGGGCUGCCCCCACCUGCCACUCCAAAAUCUGCCACCCGUAGCCUCCUGCGCUCCAACAGCAUUGAUAUAACCCCUCCAGUUCUCUCUGCUAUGAGUGAGGCUACACCUGUCAGCAUUGAGCCUCGGAUAAACAUUGGAUUGCGGUAUCAGGCGGAGGUCCCAGAGCUGAGAGAGCGCUCUGCAGCGCAGCACAACCUACACAAGGCUGAACUGGUGUGGGCGCCACUGCCUGACCUGGAGGCCAACACUGAGCAACAGCAAAGAGUGGAUGACCUCAUGCACCUGGCGUGCUCGAGUGCGUUGCAUGGAGGAGGGACCAAUCAGGAACUGGCCAUGCACUGCCUGUAUGAAUGCAAGGGUGACGUCAUGGGAGCCCUCACCCUUCUGUUGUUAAAAAACCCCAUCUUUCCCAAAGCGCACCCUCUGGCUGGCUACCACUACUCUGGCUCUGACAGCUGGACGCCAGGGGAACGGCGUUUCUUCAACAAAGGCAUUACUACCUACAAGAAGGACUUUUUCAUGGUCCAGAAACUGGUGAGCUCCAAGACAGUGGCUCAGUGUGUGGAGUUCUACUACACAUAUAAGAAGCAGGUGAAGAUCGGCAGGAACGGAACACUCAUAUACGGAGAAGCAGAGCCACCAGAGACUAAACCCACAACAGAGGAGGAAGUGGACAAUAAAAGUUCACAGAAAUUCGAAUUUCGGAAAGAAGACGUGGAGAGCAGGAAGUGGGAAGGGUCAUGUGACAGGAAACAAGAAAACAGCCCGGGCAGGUUGACACAAUCGCUACAGGCCACUGAAAAUGCUGCUGCCAUCUUGGUCUUAAGAAGUCAGGAGGACAGCACUAGAGAUCCGUCCACAUUGGGGGUCAGUCAUCCUCAUCCUCCUCCUCCUCCUCCACCACAACCAACAUCUAAACCCCGCUCUGACACCACAGGCCGGAAAAGCACUGGCAAUACAGUAAAGGGACAAACGAACCAAGAGGGUGAAUUCCCCUGCAAGAAGUGUGGCAGGAUCUUCUAUAAAGUGAAGAGCCGCAGUGCCCACAUGAAGAGUCACGCCGAGGCGGAGAAAAAGGCAGCUGCGCUCCGGCAGAGGGAGGCCGAGCAGAGGGAGGCCGAGCAGCUGGCGGCAGCCGCCUUGUUGGCCGCCCAGCAGAACGGAGCGAUGGGGGAUCAGAGCAGAGCGAGGAGAGCCAGCAGCGACGACUCCUCAGAGGAAGAGGAGGAUGCAGAUGAUGAAGACUGGCACUAGCUAACAAUCUCUUUUGUAUGGCCGAGAAAAAACCUAUUUAUUUUUAUUUUACCAGCCAACAAGACCCAUCCCAAAAGAACAGUUUCAGGGACUGGCUUACUCCCGUAGAGUGUUCGUGUGAGUGCGUAUGUGUGUUAUGUGUACAUGAAACAGACAAAGAUGGAGACCGAUGCUGUAGAAGCAUUCAGGGGCUAAAUGUUCAGAUAUAGGGCUAUUGGGAGUGUAAGCCAUGCCAUCUCGGUGUGAAUGUGUGUGUGUGUCUAUAAUAUGCACUUUCGGACUCAUCCUACACACACUGAUCUGACCGCAGCACAUCUAUCCAGUGUCUGUGCACAGAACUCACUCACUGUUCUCCCGUGAAACGAACCAUUAUGGAUUCAGUGCUGUGGAAGUAGAAGGACACAGAAGCAAGUGUGCGUGUGUGUUUAGUCUUUUCCUCCUUUUUUCGAAAUGAAUACGACGGUAUCUUUCUCUUCCACGUGACUGCCAAACGCUUGCACAACUGCGCUUGUACGCCUGGUCUUGAUCUCCAGUGCUGUAAUUUUGGGCUUUCUGUUUUGAGUAUCUCAAAGGUGAAGUUAAUCCGGAAUGGAAAAUUCUGUCAUUUUCUCACCCUCGUGUCAUUCCAAACUGCCUUUUUUUUUUCUCUCU